AUGGUAGAUAGUCUUAGGGUGUCCAAGUUUCGCCCGGACAAGCUGAGUAUAAGAGAGAGAUCAGCUCAGCUCUUAAAGGUAGUCUCUUUCUUUUCCUCGAGGUCUUUAAUUCCUUGGCAGAAGCUGAGAGAGAGAGGGAUACUAGAAUCUCUUGGGAUGGAUUUCAGCUGUGCUGUGGGAUCUCUCCGCCACGUUAAAGUCCCAGACAAAGACUGCUUGCUGCCUCUCAUUUCCAAGCUCCUCGGCUAUUGCAUUGUUGCCACUUCCACCAUCGUCAAGCUCCCCCAGAUAAUAAAAAUUUUGAAACAUAGAAGUGUCAGAGGCCUUAGUGUUGUGGCCUUUGAGCUUGACGUAGUCGGCUACACCAUUUCUUUGGCAUAUUGUCUUCACAAAGGACUUCCCUUUUCAGCUUAUGGGGAGUUGACAUUUAUUUUAAUUCAAGCUAUAAUAUUAAUUGCCACGAUUUACUAUUAUUCUCAACCUUUGGGUACUAAAACAUGGGUCAGGGCAUUACUAUAUUGUGCUGUAGCACCAACUAUUCUAGCUGGUCAAAUUGAUCCUGUUCUCUUUGAGGUCCUCUAUGCAUUUCAGCUUGCAAUUUUUUUCUUCGCCAAGAUCCCACAAAUAUGGAAGAACUUUUCUAACAAAAGCACAGGGGAGCUCAGUUUCUUAACAUGUUUAAUGAAUUUUGCUGGUUCCAUGGUGAGAGUUUUUACAAGCAUCCAGGAAAGAACACCAAGAAGUGUUCUUUUGGGUGCUGUAAUUAGUAUUACUACCAGUGUUACCAUCCUGAUUCAGAUGAUUAUGUACCGAAAGCCUCGUACCAAGGCAGAGAAGAAAAUAAAGUAGAACCUGACACGUCAUGGGUAGCUUUCCCACCAUAACAAAAGCCUCAACAGGUGCUUCCGCCAAGCGAUCAACACACAAGUUUUAAAGUUCUUUAGGUGUGUCUCAUCUUUCUUUACAGUCGUAGCUUAAUUCAAGGGUUCAGGGAAUGUUCCAAGUGGGACAGUUUCUUAUUAGAGGAUACAUGAAUGCAUAAGCAAAUGAAGAAACUACAGUUCUAUUUGAGGAAUAAACAUUCGAUAGCUUAUUGUAAACCCUCAUCAGGAUUCCCUUUUUGGAAAGGUUUACUACUACAUCAAGAGCAA
Juglans regia (Persian walnut) is the source of this 1151-nucleotide messenger RNA. RefSeq names its product mannose-P-dolichol utilization defect 1 protein homolog 2-like. The coding region runs from base 1 to 849 and encodes 282 amino acids. Lineage: Eukaryota; Viridiplantae; Streptophyta; Magnoliopsida; Fagales; Juglandaceae. The transcript has 9 exons. The record is from RefSeq and is a predicted model, not a curated record.